Messenger RNA from Quercus robur (English oak), 3351 nucleotides. Its product is annotated as protein FAR1-RELATED SEQUENCE 3-like. The record is from RefSeq and is a predicted model, not a curated record. NCBI's taxonomy places the organism in Eukaryota, Viridiplantae, Streptophyta, Magnoliopsida, Fagales, Fagaceae. The transcript is spliced from 6 exons. Gene Ontology annotation, molecular function: zinc ion binding. The coding region runs from base 383 to 2950 and encodes 855 amino acids. Gene Ontology annotation, biological process: regulation of DNA-templated transcription.
CAACGGAAAACGAAAACAGGGAAUUAAAAAAACAAACAAAAACACAAAUGGAACCGCUUCCACUUCCUGUCUUCUGGGUUUGUUUGUUUGGCUUCAUUUAUUCUCGUACUAGGAACUACUGACUCUCAGGACUCUUGGCCUCAUCACUUUUAAUUUUCUUUCUACUUUGAAUCUCUCUCUCAAACCCUUAAACCCAACGCACUCUCCCACAAAAAUUGCUCACAAAGAUACCAACUUCUUCGCUUACAAAGCCCAAUACCACCCUCAAUUCUGGUCUUACCUGCAACACGUAACGCAAGGAUUUUUUAAUUUUUCGUUGGCACAUGAGUCACUGUUUGUAGUCCUCCAUAAGAGACCAUAGAUGUGCAUGCACUGAAUUCGCAUGGAUGUUGAAGGGGACAACAGGGAAAACCAUGUGCAUGGAAAUUCUGAACAUGAUAAUGGUGAAAAACAGAAUUUAGCUGGGAAUUCUACUGAGAGAGAAGUAAUAAGUCAGGAUGAUGAUGAUGAGACUGCUACACCACAAGUGGGCAUGGAGUUUGAAUCGGAAGAUGCUGGAAAGACUUUCUAUGAUGCAUAUGCUAGGCGUGUGGGUUUUAGCACCCAUGUUGGUCCAUUCAGUCGUAAUAAGCCUGAUGGGCCAAUUGUAACAUGGGAGUUUGCAUGUUCCAGAGAGAUUUUCAAAAGGAAAAAUAUAGAAAGCUGCAAUGCCAUGAUUAGGCUUGAGAGGAAGGAUUCAAACAGUUGGGUUGUGACAAAAUUUGUUGAGGACCAUAACCAUUCAAUGGUUUCUCCUAAUAAAGUGCAUUAUCUUCGACCCCGUAGGCAUUUUGCUGGUGCUACCAAGAGUGUGGUUGAUACCUUGGAUGCUACUGGUGAUGUUUAUGUUUCCAUGGAUGGCAAUAGUGUAGCUUUUCAACCAAAUCAUGUAGUUAGGAGUGCUUCCCCUGUAGAACCAAAUCACCCAAUCCGAAGUGUUGGGCCUUUAAACUACAUUAGGCCUUCUAGCAGAAAGAGGACCCUUGGUAGAGAUGCUCAGAAUCUUCUAAACUAUUUCAAGAAGAUGCAGUCUGAACACCCUGGCUUCUUUUAUGCGAUACAGCUUGAUGAUGAUAACCGCAUGACUAAUGUCUUUUGGGCUGAUGCAAGAUCAAGAGCUGCUUAUAAUUACUUUGGUGAUGCAGUAAUUUUUGACACAAUGUAUAGACCAAAUCAGUAUCAGGUACCAUUUGCUCCCUUUACCGGUGUAAAUCAUCAUGGUCAGAUGGUGUUGUUUGGUUGUGCUUUACUUCUAGAUGAGUCUGAGUCUUCCUUUACUUGGCUGUUCAAGACAUGGCUAUCAGCAAUGAAUGAUAGGCCUCCUGUUUCUAUAACCACAGACCAAGAUAGAGCCAUACAAGCAGCAGUCUUGCAGGUUUUCCCAAAUACUCGCCACUGUAUUUGCAAAUGGCACAUAUUAAGAGAAGGCCAAGAAAGGUUGGCUCAUAUAUACCUUGCUCAUCCUUCAUUCUAUGGAGAGCUGUAUAGCUGCAUCAACUUUUCUGAGACAAUUAAUGAUUUUGAGUUGUCAUGGGGCAGUCUCCUUGAUAAAUAUGAUCUGCGGAAGAAUGAGUGGCUUCAGGCAGUGUAUAACGCUUGCAAGCAGUGGGCCCCAGUAUAUUUUCGUGGAACUUUCUUUGCUGCACUUUCUUCAAACCAAGGUGUUAGCUCCUUUUUCGAUGGUUAUGUGAAUCAGCAGACCACCAUCCCUCUUUUCUUUAAACAAUAUGAAAGAGCUUUGGAACAUUCAUUAGAAAAAGAAAUAGAGGCAGAUUAUGAUACAAUUUGCACCACACCAGUAUUGAAGACACCAUCACCAAUGGAACAACAAGCAGCAAAUCUCUAUACAAGAAAAGUUUUUACAAAGUUUCAGGAGGAAUUAGUCGAAACUUUUGUGUACACUGCAAAUAAUAUUGAGGGUGAUGGGGUAGUUAGCAAGUAUAGGGUUGCAAAAUAUGAACAUGAUCACAAGGCAUACAUAGUCAAUGUUGAUGUUUCUGAGAUGAAAGCAAAUUGCAGCUGUCAGAUGUUUGAAUACUCUGGCAUACUUUGUCGACAUAUAUUGACUGUCUUCACUGUAACGAAUGUUCUUACCCUUCCAUCACACUACAUAUUGAAGCGAUGGACAAGGAAUGCCAAAGCAGGGGUUGGGUUAGAUGAACAAAAUUCGGAUCCACAAGGUAUCGAGACUCUCACCUUGCGCUUCAACAAUUUAUGUCGGGAAGCCAUUAAAUAUGCUGAAGAAGGGUCAGUUGCUAUAGAGACUUAUAAUGCAGCAAUGAAUGCUCUAAGGGAGGGUGGGAAAAGGAUUGCUUCUGUGAAGAAAAAUGUUGCUAAAGUUACACCUCUUAGUUCUCAGGGUAGUGGCGAUAGUCAAGAUGACAUUAACAAGAAAACCCCCAUGUCAUUUCCUGAAAUGGCCCCAUCAUUAUGGCCUUGGCAAGAAGCAAUGCCACAUCGCUUUAAUCUUAAUGAUGUAGGAGUUCCUGGUGCAGAUUUGAACCAGCCAAGCAUGGCUCCUGUGUCUAUUCACCGUGAUGGUGCCACUUCUGAUAACACUGUGGUUCUGACUUGUUUCAAGUCCAUGACUUGGGUGAUAGAAAAUAAGAAUUCUACACCAGCUGGUAGAGUAGCUGUCAUUAACUUAAAGUUGCAAGAUUAUGGAAAGAACCCUUCGGGAGAGACAGAGGUGCAAUUUAGGCUAACAAGGAUCACACUUGAGCCUAUGUUGAGAUCUAUGGCCUACAUCAGUCAGCAGCUAUCAACACCAACCAAUAGAGUUGCUGUUAUUAAUCUGAAGCUCCAAGAUACAAAGACAACUUCUGGAGAAACAGAGGUGAAAUUUCAAGUGUCCAGAGAUACACUCGGUUCUAUGCUAAGAUCAAUGGCCUAUAUCCGUGAGCAGCUUUGAAAGCAUGCUUCAUUCUAAUGGCAAAAAAGUCUUCACGGAUGAGUUAUUAUGGGCUAUAAGUUCCUUUGAGACCAAUAACUGAAUCAGACCUAUCAUUCUUUGGAAAAGCAGUAGCAUUAGAGGCAUUGAAGGUGUGUUCUGGUUAAUAACAUUCAUGUACCAUGUUAAUACCAUGUUAAUGUUCCAUUGACAGAAUUGGUCUAGUUGUAGUUAGUUUUGUUAGAUCUAUUCAAUUCUCCACAUUCAGCUUUUUAGUAUAUUAGUUAGGUUUGGUGACUUAGAGAUUGAAGAUACUACAUAAUGUCCAUGUAACCAUGUGUUAGAAACUUCUGUACGUGAAAGUUGUGAACGUUCAGAUCUUUACCCAAUGAGCAAUUACAGAUAUCGUGUAUUCCGGCUUU